Nycticebus coucang (slow loris) is the source of this 4153-nucleotide messenger RNA. It is a transcript of the gene FUNDC1, whose product is annotated as FUN14 domain containing 1. The record is from RefSeq and is a predicted model, not a curated record. Lineage: Eukaryota; Metazoa; Chordata; Mammalia; Primates; Lorisidae. The transcript is spliced from 5 exons. Bases 132 to 599 code for a protein of 155 amino acids. Gene Ontology annotation, biological process: autophagy of mitochondrion. Gene Ontology annotation, cellular component: mitochondrial outer membrane.
CGGGACUACGCGCCUGGAGAAGGAGGAGGAAAAAAGAAACCAUAGACUUUUUAUCUGGCCUAGAGCGGCCCUUAAAGUGCGGGGGAGAGGUGGGCGGGUAGGGAUCACGCCAGCAAGCCGCCUGCGGUAUCAUGGCGACCCGGACUCCCCCUCCCCAAGACUAUGAAAGUGAUGACGACUCUUACGAAGUGUUGGAUUUAACUGAGUAUGCAAGAAGACACCACUGGUGGAAUCGAGUGUUUGGCCACAGUUCCGGACCAAUGGUAGAAAAAUACUCAGUAGCUACCCAGAUAGUAAUGGGUGGCGUGACUGGCUGGUGUGCAGGAUUUUUGUUCCAGAAAGUUGGAAAGCUUGCAGCAACUGCAGUAGGUGGUGGUUUUCUCCUCCUUCAGAUUGCCAGUCACAGUGGCUAUGUUCAGAUUGACUGGAAAAGAGUUGAAAAAGAUGUAAACAAAGCAAAAAGACAGAUUAAGAAACGAGCUAAUAAAGCAGCACCUGAAAUCAACAAUAUAAUUGAAGAAGCCACAGAAUUUAUGAAACAGAACAUCGUGAUAUCCAGUGGAUUUGUAGGAGGCUUUUUGCUAGGCCUUGCAUCUUAAGGACAUAAAUGUUCUACUGCAGUGGAUUUGAUAAUGAAAAGAGAAGUGGUGGCAGCAAGGUGUUCUCUCAACAGUAUGUGCUGCCAAAGUCUGCAGGGCAAGGAGAAACCAACUAGCUGGACAAUACUAAACUUACUACUUAGCAUUUCACCAUCUGAAGCUUGGCAAACUUGUACCUGCUUUUAAAUAACCUGUAUGUUAUGUGAAAAUAGUAUUCCUGAGUAAAACAUAGCUUUCAUCAGUUUUUAAAAAUUUGUUUAGAAAUUAACCUAUAAAAUAUCACCAUUGGGUAUAGAUGUGAAGAGAAAAAAGUCUGUUGGAUUGAAAUAUGAUUCUCUUUUUAUUUAAAUAACAUGUUCUUUAUUGUGAUUUAUGGUAUAGUGCUGACUUUUUGUAUUAGAAGGUAUGUUUGUAAUAAAUUGAAGAACUAUGAUGACCUUUUGUGGAACGCUUUAGAAAUAAUUAUUAAAAAAUUAAACAGAAUCUGCUGACGUAACUUAAUGCCAAUUUUUUUUUCCCUGCAGUUCUUACUUUUCUCAUAUCAUAACUAUACAUUUCAAAAAAGGCUCUUCUAAAGAAAUACUACAUGUAUAAAGUUCUUUUUCCUUUUUUGGUAUCUGUAGUUUUAAACUUAUCUUCUUAUAUGUAAGCUUAUGAUUCUUUUGUUUGUUUAUCCUGCAGCCUGGGCAGAGCUAAUUAUUUUGGGGGCACAUAUAGUUGGAUCACUGAUUCAUUUUAGUAACCUUGAAUGCAUCUCCUUUUUUCUUUCUAAAAAUUCUAUUUAUCUCUUCUUCACUAAGAGGUAAAGAUCACUUUAACAUACAUAGGAGUAUAGUGUGAAUUUGCUGUCUGAAGAACAGUGAUUUUCUAUGUAAUGAAAUUAUAGCUGAAAGUGAAUUGUCUCUUUGAUCUAGUUGAGAGAUCAAGGCUUUCAGGCUUUUGCUAGUAUUAUGUUGGUUGAACACUAGUCCAGUUUACUUGUUUCUCAGGGCCAAUAUCCCACUCCCCAAAGGCUCAUUUGCCCAGAGAAGCUUUCUGUAUCAUUAUUUUGUCUAUAGAGCUCUAUGUUAGAAUUGGGAAAAACAGCAGAACAUGUAUUAGAGUGUUCAGAUUGGAAAGACUUUGCAGAUAAUCAGACUAUUUUCUUUCUUUUUCUUUUGAGACAGUUUCACUAUGUUGCCCUCGGUAGAGUGCUGUGGCAUCACAGCAACCUCAUACUCUUGGGCUUAAGCAAUUCUCUUGCCUCAGCCUCCCAAGUAGCUGGGACUACAGGCGCCUGCCGCAAUGCCUGGAUGUUAUUUUUUGUUGUUGUUGUAGUUGUCAUUGUUGUUUUUUUUUUGUGAUUUUUGGCCGGGGCUGGGUUUGAACCCGCCACCUCCGGCAUACGGGACCAGCGCCCUACUCCUUGAGCCACAGGCGCCGCCCAGUUGUCAUUGUUGUUUAGCAGGCCUGCCCCUAUGUACAUGGGGCAUCCUAACCAUGGAGCUAUGGGCACCGAGCCAGACCAUUUUCUUUUGAUAGGAAGUUCCCAUAGUUUGUUUUGUGUAUGGUAAACGUAUGACAUUUUAUACUUUCAAAAUUGGUUACAGGCUGCGUGCUUUCAUUAUCGUGAGACUCCUUAAAAUCAAAUGUGGGAUUGAUCUUUAGUUGCUUCCUUUAUUAUUGUUAGUGCCUCAGAUAUAAUGCUAAAUAAAAUUCCGACUUUCUUAAUAUAAAGUGAUUUUGCUUAUAAAUACUUGUUUUUUCUUCUUUGAGCUUUUCUCUGUUUCUGCCUUGCUGAGCUUUUCAUUGCUGUGGAACUAAAAGGGACAAAUAUUCAUAAGUAUGAUCAGGUCAUGUUAGGUAGAGCCUUGCCUAUGCCUCUGUGUGCCUCUUACACUACUGCGUGACACUCUGAUACAGUGAGGUAGGCUACUGUAGGGAGCUCUAGCAGCUGGUUCAGUUUUGUUCAUUUUGAAAAUAUUUUUAGUGUCAGUUUUGUGCAUGAUGUGCUAAAAAAAUUGGGGCACAAAAAUGUCUGCCCUUGAGCUUUUACUUGAAUAGACGCUUAAGUAAUACACUCUAUAGGGGAACCUGACAUAUGACCUAGUGGCAAAUGAAGAGUAGGGAUAACUACUUAGAGAGUGCAAACAAAAAUGAAAAUUGAAAAAGGUAGCACUUUAUUUAUUUAUUUAUUUAUUUUGAGACAGUCUCACUAUGUCGCCCUCGGUAAAGUGCUGUGCCGUCACAGCUCACAGUAACCUCAAACUCUUGGUCUUCAGCAGUUCUCUUACAUCAGCCUUCCAGGCAUCUAGGACUACGGGCACCUGCCACAACACCCAGCUACUUUUUGUUGCUGUUGUUGUUUAGCUGGCCUGGGCCAGGUUCGAACCUUCUAGCCUUGGUGCAGGUGGCUGGUGCCCUAACCACUGAGCUAUGGGCACCAAGCCAGUAACACUUUAUUUUUGUCUAUACGUUUCUCUAUUGUAAUAUUUGAAAAUUAUUGUAUGCAAGUGCAAAGUAUUACCAGUACUUUCCAGACUGUCCCAUCUCUGUUUACAUUCCCUGUUCUGCCUCCUGUCUAUGCUGUUUCUUUGUGUGGCAAUCCAGUGCAUCAGGCUCCAUCACAAAGACUUUGUGGGUUUGCUUGGAUUGAAAUGCCUAUAUAUAUAGCCUGCCUUUGUCUAAAGUGGAGAUUUUUAUGUUUGAUGGCAUAAAGGCUGUUUGCAAGAUUUAUUAAAACUUUAGUAUAUGGAAUAUAUCUAUUCUGAGGCCUAAGCUUUGAACGAAAUAUAGAGACUUAUUGUCUGAUUUUUUUUUUAUUCUUACAGCCCUUCCUAUUUCCCAUUACAAAAUAGAUGAUUUAUUUUUUAUUAAAUCAUAGCUGUGUACAUUAAUGCAAUCAUGGGGCACCAUAUAAAAUAGAUGAUUUUUUUUUUUUUUUUUAUUGUUGGGGAUUCAUUGAGGGUACAAUAAGCCAGGUUACAUUGAUUGCAAUUGUUAGGUAAAGUCCCUCUUGAUUUUUAAUAGGCUUUCUUCAAAUAUAAUGUGAAUGAAAUGUUCAUUGUAGAGUAAUUAAUCAGCAUAAAGAAUAUUGGGUGGUGCCAGUGAGUGGUGUGUCAGUGAGUGAGGCGCUGGCCCUAUAUACGGAGGGUGGCGGGUUCGAACCCGACCCUGGCCAAAUUGCAACAAAAAAAUAGCUGGACAUCGUGGUUGGUGCCUGUGGUCCCAGCUGCUUGAGAGGCUGAGGCAAGAGAGUUGCCUGGGGCCAAGAGCUGGAGGUUGCUGUGGUCUAUGAUGCUAUGACACCCUAGUGAGGUCAACAAAGUGAAACUGUCUCUUAAAAAAAAAAAAAAAAAUAUAUAUAUAUAUAUAGAACGUUUAUAAUAUGAUGUACUUAGGGAUAAGUAUUUUUCGUAUCUUGGUGUGUGGUCUUUGGAGUCUUUUUUAUCUUUGUAUAAGCACAUAUAUGUGUAUAUUGAAUAAAAAUUGAGUCAUAGUUUAUGUACUAUUUUUUCCACCUACCUCUUACAUAGAAAAGUACUGUUUCACAAGCAAGCUGCUUUCAGUGAUAU